Messenger RNA from Helicoverpa zea (corn earworm), 1047 nucleotides. RefSeq lists its product as uncharacterized. The transcript is spliced from 5 exons. Lineage: Eukaryota; Metazoa; Arthropoda; Insecta; Lepidoptera; Noctuidae. The record is from RefSeq and is a predicted model, not a curated record. Bases 111 to 878 code for a protein of 255 amino acids. Gene Ontology annotation, molecular function: N-acetyltransferase activity.
AGCUGUUGUCAGUUGAUUGCAGAGAACGGCGCGAGCGCACGUUCCAUAUUUAAAUUUUUAAAUUCUAUUGUUUUUGUUGUGUUGUGUAUUAUAUAGUUUUCUGAUUUCAAAUGGAGUGGUUUACUACAGAAGAUGGAAAAUACAGAAUAGAAUCUCUAUCAGCUGCUACUUUCCCUGGUGCAUUAAGAGUAAUUAGAGAAGCCUUCUGUCAAGAUGAGUCAGUCUGCAUCGGCACUGAGGUGAACAAAAACCCGGUAGCAGCCGAAGAACUGUUGGAACUUUGCGCAGACGCAGCAUUAGACGGUGCCUCAUUGGUAGCAGUCGCUACUGAUACUGGAGAAGUCGCUUCGGCUGCUUUUAAUAAAUUACAGGUCGCAACGUCAGAUUCUGCAGAGAAGCCUUUCUUCGAGGUUUUCGCGGAAGAACGUUGCACACAAGCAUCUUCACGGGCGCUCAUCGAGUGGAUGGCAGAAGUAGACGGCAGAUGUAAUUUCUUUGAAAAAUACAAUGUGGAUUGUAGUCUCGAAAUAAUGUUCCUAGCAACACUUCGCGAGCACAGACACCACAAACUCGGCACAGUUCUAUGCAGAAUCUCUAUUGAAUUAGCGAAGCAGUUGAAGAAUGGUCCCGUUUCUCAAAUGACGGUGCAAGAUUUGGGACCUAAUUAUUCGAAUAUGGUUGCUAGAAAGCCAGUGGCUAAGAUACCGAAGAUCUGUCAAGCCUUGUGGACAGCUGAACCGACUCAAAAGAUUGGGAAAGUCCUUAAUUUUGAAGUCGGUAUACGUGUGUCUUUCAACGACUUCUACUAUGAUGGAAAGUCCUAUUCGGAAAGGUUGGGCAAAGAGGUGUUUGCUGAAGCUGCUGCGUUGAGGGUUUAAACCUAAAGUCUGUGGCAACAAAUGUUGCCAAACAUAAACUAGUGAUCAUUAGAAAAGUAGAAAAUGCAUUUAAAAUCGUAGGCAAUAUUUAAUCGCAUAGAUGUACUAUAAUGUACGUACAUAUUAAUCAAUAUUAAUAAAUAUAUGUUUAUACGUAAUAUUAAUAUGA